UUCCAUUGACUAUCACAGCACCUUACAAACUUUUAUGACUAAUAUUGACGAACAAAUCAAUAAAUUAAAUGAUUUACUAGCCGCAAUUACUAUCGAAUCUGAACCAGAGAUAGAAGAAAAUAUCGAAAAUGAUAAAAUAGUCCUUGACUAUAGUAGCGACAAAAAUUCCUAUAAAAAUUAUACAAAUACAAAUUAUACAAAAACUGAAACUGAGGAUCAACCUGAAACAUCACGAAAACGUGAUUUCAUUAACUAUAAAGAUGGUCGACUAUUUUUUGAUGAAUACUUAUACAAAAAUUCGUAUACACCUCGCAAAGAGGGAGGAUGGAGUAAAAUACCUCAAUCUUACAUACCAAAAUAUUCCACCACCAGUUUUAACAGUCCUGACAUUUUAGACCUUGAUUGUUGCAUCAAUCCAUUAAAAGAAUUAGAAGACUGGAAAAAUGGAACAUGUUUAUUAAUACAAACUUACGAAGAUCUAAAAAAAAUACAACCUAGCGAAAUGUUUAAUUUCUUAAUAUAUAAAACAACUGGGGCUGUUUAUCAUUAUCUUAACAACAUGGAUAUUCCAGCUAAGACACUAUUAUAUGGAACAGCAGAUGCUACAAAUACCUUUGAAAAUUUUUUAAAUUCAAUAACUUAUGAAUUCUUAGGACGACAUCCUCGGGAAAAUAAAACAAACACAACUAUAAGUCAACAAGCUAUUUGGCAUUUAACUAACCUUAGAAUCUACAACAUGUGCUUCUUAGAACCAUUUAUCUGUGAAUUCAGAACACACUAUUAUCAAGUUACCCCUUCAAUAAGGAAAGACCUAGAUAAAUUAUUUUAUGCCAAAUUACCACCUAUUGUCUCUGAAAAAAUCGAAGCUAUCUUUAAUGAGUCUUUGUCAAAAGAAGAAAUACCAGAUACAUUAGGAGGAAGAAUAUUAGUUCUACAAGAAUGGCAUAAAAGAGCUUGUAAUGAAGAAAAGUUAAAGAAACAAGCUAAAAUUAAACUCUGUUGGGAAGAAACAAUGGAUAGAGUUGGAAAAUAUGGGUGUAAUAACGAUCGAAAGAUUACUAAAACUCGUAAAAAAUAUAGAGAUUAUAGAAAAUGGAGGAAAAUACCUUAUAAAGAAUAUCGAAAAAAUAGGUUUAAAAAACCAAGUAAAUAUUUCAGAAAUAGAAAACAAUUUAAACAAAAAACAAAACAACAAGAAUACUGUCCUGAAGGAAAGACAAAUUGUAGAUGUUGGUUAUGUAAUGAAGAAGGACAUUACGCAAAUAAAUGUCCUAAGAAAAAUACUAAUACUAGAAAGCAAGAAGUCCUUAGAUUAGCAUACGAUUGUGGUUUUGAAGUUCAAAACCACAAUCGUAUGCUAAUCUAAGGACUUCUUGCUUUCUAGUAUUAGUAUUUUUCUUAGGACAUUUAUUUGGGAUAAAUGUGGGAUCAAAGGCAGUUAUCCUUAUGGGAGUAUCAAACCAUGAUUAUCCUACCAGAGAUGACCUACGAGACUAUGAGAAGAACCCAGACUACCAAGUAAAGGGUCUUCUAGCAGUGUGCAGAGCAUUAACCAAGAUUGAACCAGAAAGUCAGAUCAAGGUCAAUUACAGCAGCCCCGAUGCCAUCAUCACCAGUAAAACUAGAGGAAAUAUGACCAAGGAAGAAUGGACAAUCAUAAUAGAUAAAACUAAAGAAUUCAUUGAAAUUAAUGGAGGGAGAGAGUAAACAUGCAAUUUUUAUGGCCAAGCCUUACAACUAGCAAGCUAGAGGGAGAGAGUAAACAUGCAAUUUUUAUGGCCAAACUCGUUCUGCCUUAUUUCAUUGCAAACUCUUGCUCUUAUAUAGAGCUGAGAGGGAAUACAAAAACGCCAUUGCUUACGUCUGUUAGACAGGGACGUAUAGCUAACACAUCAAAAGAAAGUGCGUGAAACGAUAAGAAAAGCUUAUAAAGUACAAUAAUGCGCGACUUUUUUAAAGGAGUCGGCCAACCUUCUCUUGUCGUUUUUAUCCCAUAUUUGUUUGAUUCCUCUUUAGUUUUAUCUGUUAUUAUUGUCCUAAGAAAAAUACUAAUACUAGAAAGCAAGAAGUCCUUAGAUUAGCAUACGAUUGUGGUUUUGAACUUCAAAACCACAAUCGUAUGCUAAUCUAAGGACUUCUUGCUUUCUAGUAUUAGUAUUUUUCUUAGGACAUUUAUUUGCGUAAUGUCCUUCUUCAUUACAUAACCAACAUCUACAAUUUGUCUUUCCUUUAGGAUAGUAUUCUUGUUGUUUUGUUUUUUGUUUAAAUUGUUUUUUAUUUCUAAAAUAUUUACUUGGUUUAUUACACCUAUUUUUUCUAUAUUCAUUAGAAGGUAUUUUCCUCCAUUUUCUAUAAUCUCUAUAUUUUUUACGAGUUUUAGUAAUCUUUCGAUCGUUAUUACACCCAUAUUUUCCAACUCUAUCAAUUGUUUCUUCACAACAGAGUUUAAUUUUAGAUUGGUUCUUUAAUUUUUCUUCAUUACAAGCUCUUUUUUGCCAUUCUUGUAGAACUAAUAUUCUUCCUCCUAAUGUAUCUGGUAUUUCUUCUUUUGACAAAGACUCAUUAAAGAUAGCUUCGACUUUUUCAGAGACAAUAGGUGGUAAUUUGGCAUAAAAUAAUUUAUCUAGGUCUUUCCUUAUUGAAGGGGUAACUUGAUAAUAGUGUGUUCUGAAUUCACAGAUAAAUGGUUCUAAGAAGCACAUGUUGCAGGUUCUAAGGUUAGUUAAAUGCCAAAUAGCUUGUUGACUUAUGGUUGUGUUUGGUUUAUUUUUCCAAGGAUGUCGUCCUAAGAAUUCAUAAGUUAUUGAAUUUAAAACUUUUUCAAAGGUAUUUGUAGCAUCUGCUGUUCCAUAUAAUAGUGUCUUAGCUGGAAUAUCCAUGUUGCUGAGAUAAUGAUAAACUGCCCCAAUUGUU
This is a messenger RNA of Linum trigynum, 2913 nucleotides long. The record is from the annotation of a GenBank genome assembly. NCBI's taxonomy places the organism in Eukaryota, Viridiplantae, Streptophyta, Magnoliopsida, Malpighiales, Linaceae.